AUGGCAGAUUAACUACUAUAAAAUGAAAAAAUUAAAGAAAUAAGUUAACAUUUUCAACAAAAGUUAAGAAAUAAUCAAUAGCAUUUAUAAAAGAUAUUUCAUGUAUCCUCAGAAGAAUGUUAAUCCUUAAAGGAAUAACUCUUAGCAACAAAAUAUUAUAUAGAUUAAAGGUAUACAAAAUAUUAUUGAAAAGAUGUUAAGAAUAUUCAUAAUUAGUUAUGGAUAUCAAUGUUAAAGGUGAAAGUAGAGAACUUUUGAAAAAAUUGGCAGAUUUAAUUACUAUAAAUGAAUUGCUAAAGGAAGGUAAAUCUAUAAUAUUAUAUUUAACAAGACAUUGCAUAUUAUAAGGAUACUAUUUCAAAUUAAGAUUAGAGAAUUUUAUAAUUGGAAGCUUAAUUGGAGUCUUAUAGAAAUGUAAUUCAAGAGCUUCAAUAAGAAAAUAAAGAGAUCUAUGAAAAAACUAAAUAAGAAGCUGAAUCUGAGAGAAAAGAAUUGGAAUUGGCUCUUACAGUUUCAAAAACAUAGUUUUAAUAGCUUGAAGAUUAAUUUUUUUCAUAGGUUUUUAAAUUAGAAAAUACUAUCAAAUAACUAAAUACAAAAAUUGUUGAUUUAGAAACAGGUAGAGCAACUUUAAUUAAAACUAUUCAUUAAAAAGAAGAAUUAAUAAAAAAAUAAUCAAUUCAUUAUGAUACUAAGUUAACAGAUCAAAAAGUAUAUUGGUAAAAUAAAUUAAAUGAGAAAACUAAUGAAUUAGAAUAGGAAAUGAAGGAUCAAAUCCAAUAAUGGGAAAUUAAAAGUAAGUGUAUAAAUAGUGAUUUCGAUAAUUAUAAAAAAAAUUUUUAAGAAUAAAUUGAAUAGUUAACUAAUUUAUCAAAUUUAAAGGAUAAAGAUUAUAAUAGAUUGAAAGAAACUUAUGAUAAAUUGUAAGAGGAUUUUAAAUUAAAGGAGGCUUACAUUUAAACACAUAAAGUUGAAAAUGAUACUCUGAUUAAUGAUUUAAGAAAUCAUGUUGAAAUACUUAAAGAAUUAUAAAUAAAUUAGGAAUAAAAAAUUAAUAAUCAGUAAUAUGAAUAUAAUAAACUUCUAUAGUAAUAUAAAGAUGGAGAUUCAAAAUUCAAAAAAGAAUAAUAUCAGUAAAUUUAAUUAUUGUAAGAAAUUAAAGAUUUAUAAUUUUUAAAUCAAGAGAAUUAAACCACUUUGAAAAAUUAUAAUUAAUUAAUCAAAGAAAUAUAUAAAAAUGCAUCAUCAUUUUUAGGAUAAGAGUUAAAGAUAUAAGAGAGUUAGUAAAUGCUUUAAUCCUCUUUAGAAUAUUUAUUUCUAAUAAUUAAAUCUAAUUAAGAAUAAAAAUUAGAAUUUAAUGAAAUUUAAAAUAUGUAUGAAGUUUAAAAUAUAGAUUUGAAAAAUAAACUUAAUAAAUAAUAUUAAAUAAAUUCUUCUUAAGAGAAGAUUAUAGCAACAUUAGAAAAGAAAAUUUCAGAGAUAUAGUUGAAUUAUUUAAAAAACAGUUUAUAAGCAUCUCAAGAUUCUUAAAUAAAAUCUAAUUAAAAACCAGUAUCUUAUUCAGUUCAUAAAUUAGAAGAUCUUUAAGUAUUUCCAAGUAUAAUGGAAUAAUCAGAUUUAAUACAAUAAUUUAGUGAGGGUGAAAGAACAGAUAGUUUACCUAAUGAGAAAUUAGAAAAUUCUAAAAUAUUCUUAUCAGAUCAAAUCAAAAAAGAAGAUAAAUACACAUAAACAGAUGAUAUAGCCUUGAUUACUAUAUAAAAAGAGGAGUAAUAAAAUGAAAUUUCAAUUCAAAACUAAGAAGAAAGUCUUAAUGAUGAGAUAAUUAAUCAAGAAUAAUAAGAGAUUCUAGUAUCAUAAUCUGAAACAAUAAUAGAAUAAAAAGAAGUAAUUAAACCAUAAUAAUAAAGAAGAAGAACCUAUGAUUACUUAUAACCCCAAGCCAUUCCUUUAUUGAUAGGGGCAAAAGAAGAAAAUUCUGUAUAAAUUAAAACUAAAAAUUAAAUCUAAGAAUAAUCAUAGAAUUUAGAAUAAAUAAACGAAUUGUAAUCUAAUGAAAAUGUAAUACAAAGCUUGAAAGUAAUAGAAGAGGAAUAAAAUUAAUUAAAAACUGAAGAAAACUAAGAAUAAAAUAUAGAAUUUUAAAAUACUAUUCAAAAUGUAGAAAUAGCUGAAUCAAAUAAGUAAGUUAUUCAAAAUAAAGAAGAAGAUUUUAUUUAAUAAAGUUAGAAGGAUUUAUUUCCUUAAUUAGAUUAAAAUGGAAUAACACUCAAGGAAUAUAUUGAUUAAUAGGCAAAAUAAGAUAUUUCAAUUUCGACUAAAAAAGAUUUAUAUAAUUAAGAACUUGGAAAAUAAAAAUAAUAGAAUGAUUAUUAAUAUUAUAAAGAUAGAAAAAUAAAUCAUUUAAUCUAAGCUUAGAGAAUUUAGUAAAAGAGACGAAAAAAUUCAAGAAAAUUUAAAUUAAAAUUAGAAUCAGAUUUAACAGAGAAUAAUCAUAUUAAUUGUACUCCUGAAACAGUGACUACGAAUACAAAACUUAGUCGAAGUACUCAUAUUUAAACUGAAUGGUCUCUUAAAGUCACUCCAUAUACAACUAUUCAUUGUUAAUAAGAAAAUGAAUAAUUGGGAUUUUAAAAUAGUGAAGAUUAAAUAAAAGAAAAUUAAGAAUAUAUAUAAUUGAAAAAUAAUUAUACAAAAUUAUAGAAUGACUUGAGCAAAUUAGAGGAAGAAAAUCUAAGAUAGAAUUUGAUACUAGAAUAUUUUCAGAAAAAUUAGCCAUUAAAAGUUACAUAGGAUGCAAGUUGCUUUGGAAAUUUAGAUGACGAUAUAUAUGAGAAAUAAGAAUUAUUAGAAAAUAAAUUAAAAUCUAUGGAAAUAGAGUUUAAAUAAAUAAAUGGAACAAAAGAAGAACUUGAAAAAGAAUUUGAAUAAAAAACAAAAGAAAUUGAGAAUUUAUAAGAUUUGAUAGCGAACUUAAGUGAUUAAUUAAUGUAACAAAAAUAUGAAAAUUUGAAGUAAAAAGAUUUGCUUUUGGAAUUAAAAGAGCAAUUGAGUUGCCAAAAUAAAUAAAAUGAAUUUAUGAAUUAAAUAAUUUAAGUUCCAAAAGAGAAAGGUGAAAAGACUAAAUUAAAACUUUAAUCAAAUUCGAUAGUAGUAAGAAGAGAAGUAAAAGAGAAAUCAAGACCCUCAACACCAAUAAAAUUUGAUUAAAUAGAUGAGUUAAAGUAAAAGAUUUUCUAAUAUGAAAAAAUGAUUAGAAAUUUGAAUUAAUAAAUAGGGAAGAAAGAUGAAUAGUUGAAAUCUAGGUAACAUCAUUUAGAAAAUAUAGCUUAACUUUAAUAAUUAUAAAGUGUAAAUAUUGAAGUUACAGAUUUAAGAAAAUAAUUAGAAUAAAAAAAAGAGUAAUUAUCAAAGUGUUACACAUUAAUUUAAUAUUUAGAAGUUGAAUUAGAAAAUUAUAAAUCAACAUGCAAUCUUUUCAAUAAGCCAAAAUAAUAAAAUACUGAGAGAGUAAUAAGAAAUGUUUAACCAUCUAUUCCUUAGAUAUCUUAGAGUAUUCCAAAAAAGUUACCAAACUUAUUAUAGGAUGAAUAAAAUUUAUCAAUAAGUCGAAGUUCAUAUAGAAAGAGGUAUUAUAAUUAAAUUUAUUAAUAAGAAAUAAUUCUCUUUACACAAAUCCUUUUGAUAACUAUGAUGUGCUUAGAAACGCAGCAAAAUUUGUAAAACAGUUAAAUAAUAAUUCUAUAUAAUUAUAAAAUGAUUGAUAAAUUUCUUGAAUAAGCAUAUUCAGGUGAACUUUUAAAUGAAAAUGCAAUUAAAUUUAUAUGUUUGACAUUAAAAGAGAUAUUUUCAAAGGAACCAAAUGUAAAAAAGAUCCCAACUCCUGUUACAAUAGUAGGAGAUGUUCAUGGGUAUUUAUUUUGAGAAAUCUUAUUAAGUCAAUUAAAUGAUGUUUAAGAAUUAUUUAAAGUAGGAGGAAAGCCUCCAUUUACAAAUUACUUAUUUUUAGGUGAUUAUGUAGAUAGAGGUGCUCAUAGUGUGGAAGUAAUCACAUUACUUUCCCUCCUUAAAGUAAAAUUUCCAAAUAGAGUUACAUUAAUAAGAGGAAAUCAUGAAACAAGAGGUAUAACAUAAAAUUAUGGGUUUUACAUGGAAUGUUAAUAGAAAUAUGGUAAUACUUUAGCUUGGGAAUAUUUUACAGAGAUGUUUGAUUAUAUACCAAUAGCUUGUAUAGUUGGUACAAAUCUAUUAUGUGUUCAUGGAGGAUUGUCUCCUUGUAUUGAGAGUGUUGAUGAAAUUGAAUAUUUAAAUAGAUUUUAAGAAAUUCCACAUGAGGGUGUUUACAGAUAUUAUGUGGUCAGAUCCUGAUGAUGAAGAUACUCCAGGUUUUAAGAUUUCUCCAAGAGGAGCAGGUUUUGUAUUUGGAGGAUAAGUUCUUAAAGAAUUUCUACAUUUCAAUAAUAUGACCCAUUUAAUAAGAGCUCAUUAAUUAUGCAAUGAAGGAUUUAAUUUAAAAUUUGAAGACAGAUGUAUUACUGUUUGGAGUGCUCCUAAUUAUUUAUAUAGGAAUGGUAAUCUUGCUUCAAUUCUUGAAAUUGAUGAAUUAGACAAUCGUUAUUUCAAUAUUUUUAGUGAAAGUCCAGAAAAUAUGAAAAAAGAUUUAGGUACUAAAAGCAUGAUGCUUGGUGCUGAUAAGAAUUAUUUUAUAUGA
Paramecium sonneborni is the source of this 4711-nucleotide messenger RNA. The record is from the annotation of a GenBank genome assembly. Lineage: Eukaryota; Ciliophora; Oligohymenophorea; Peniculida; Parameciidae.